Messenger RNA from Anastrepha obliqua, 282 nucleotides. RefSeq lists its product as uncharacterized. The record is from RefSeq and is a predicted model, not a curated record. The coding region runs from base 1 to 240 and encodes 79 amino acids. The transcript has 3 exons. NCBI's taxonomy places the organism in Eukaryota, Metazoa, Arthropoda, Insecta, Diptera, Tephritidae.
AUGAAGGUGCGCGAAGUACCAGAGGACCGAUUAGCAGAGGAAGAGGAGAAACGUUUAGCUAAUGCAACACCUGAAGAAAAGUUAGCUGAAAAACUGCGCUGCAAACUGGCGCAAUACAAAGAGUCGCCACAUUUCCCAGUUCGUUUAAGAUUUAGUGUGUACCAUAUGUGUGAGUUGAUAUUGAUGGCUAUCAGAAAUACUUUACCGACUAUGCAGAAGACUUCAUGUAAAUACUGUUGAGAUGCGCAUACCAUAUUGCAUAAAGAAAUGUUUGCUUAAUGU